AUGGCAACUCAAGAGCCCUCUUUUCACUCGUCCGCAACACCACUCAACCUCCGGACUCACUACCACCACAGAUUCACCACAGGGGUGCCCCAAGGCUCUGUCCUGGGGCCCCUCUUAUUCAUCAUCUACCUACUCCCCCUUGGUUUCCGGAAACACCACAUCAACUUCCACUGCUACGCGGAUGACACCCAGCUCCACGUAAAGAGUCUGGGUGUCAUCCUCGACAGCACACUCUCAUACACCUCACACAUCAGCCACAUAACCCGCUCAGCCUACCUCCAUCUCUGCAACAUCAACCGCCUCCGCCCCUCUCUUACACCCCACACAGCUGCCAUCCUGGUCCACAGUCCCAACUCAGCAGCCCGCAUCAUCACAAGGACCCCAUCCAGUCACCACAUCACACCAAUCCUCCAGCAGCUCCACUGGCUCCCAAUCACACACCGCAUCCAAUACAAGACUGUACUGCUCACCUUCAAGGCCAUUCACAACCUCGCCCCUCCAUACCUCUCUGACCUCCUCCACACUGCCACACCCGCCCGCCCAGUCAGAUCAUCUUCCUCCACCCAUCUCUCAAUCAGUACCAACUUCAACUACCAGAGUGGAACUCCCCAUGAAACUGAAGACAAAAUGGCAUCUGGGUCUGACCUCAGGAUCACAGUGUUUGGGAAAAGUCAGGAAGAUAAAACAAUACUAAGUAACUUCAUCAAUGGACAUCAUCCAACAAUGUCCAGGCGAUUUGCACAAACCCAAGGACAGUGGAGGAGAAAACCCAUCAAGGUGGUGAAAUCAGCAGACGUCUUCAGUCUGCCAGUGGAAAAAGUGAGACUUCAGCUGAUGAGGUGCGUAGCUGAAAGCCCGCCUGGACCAAAUGUCCUGCUGCUGUUAGUUAAGCCUUCUGAUUUCACUGAGCAGGACAGACAAAAAUUGAAGUUCAUCAUGAGCUUCUUUGGAGAGGAUAUUUUUAAAUACUCCAUGGUCAUCUUAACACAAAAUGACAGGUUAGGGAAUCCAUCAAUUAAUCAACUAAUCCAAGACUGCAGACAAAGGCAGCACAGAAUGAACUUUGAUGAAAGGGAUUUCUCAGAUUAUGAUCGUAAAGAAUUGAUGAAAAAGAUUGAGAAGAUAGUGGAUGAAAACAGAGGACAAUAUGUCACCUUCACCGAAGAGACAGUUCCUAUGGCAGCACCUGAAUGUACAAAAGACCCUCUGAACCUGGUACUGUGUGGUAGACAUGGAGCCUUGAAGUGUUCAGCAGCGAAUGCCAUUCUGGGAAAGUUUGGUCCACCGGCGGACUCUUCAGAGUGUGUUAAAAAGCAAGGAGAGGUGUGUGGAUGUUGGGUUUCCCUGGUGGAGCUGCCUGCCUUGUAUGGAAAACCUCAAGAAGCGGCAAAGAAAGAGUCACUCAAGUGCAUCUCCCUCUGUGAGCCUGAGGGCGUCCACGCCUUUGUCCUGGUCUUACCUUUAGAUAAUCCCAGUGAGGAAGACAAGAAAGAGUUAGAGACAAUCCAAAACACUUUCAGCCAUAGAGUCAAUGAUUUCACCAUGAUUCUCUUUACUUCAGAGCUUAAUCCUAACUCUGUGCAGUUUGAAAGGCUUCUAAAGGGAAACAGAAACAUCCAAGAUCUCCUUCAGAGCUGUGAUGGACGAUACAUUGUCUGCAACAUCAAUGACAAGCAGCAGGUCUCAGAGAUGUUACACACUGUGGAAAAGAUGAGAGAUGUGGGAUGCAGAGGGUUCACAAAAGAUUUAAGAGAAUCUCCAAGAUUGGAGCCAAGUAGAGAACGUCAAAGAUUGGAGUCGAGGAGAGACUGUCUCAGGAUUGUUCUGAUUGGGAAGACUGGUUGUGGAAAGAGUGCCACGGGAAACACCAUUUUGGGCAAAGGUCGCUUUCAGUCUAAAGUUUGUCAAAUAGCAGUGACCCAGCUAUGCAAAAAAGAAACAGGAGAGAUUGAUGGGCGGCCCGUUGCUGUGGUUGACACCCCAGGCUUGUUUGACACAACUCUGACCAAUGCUGAAGUUCAACAGGAGAUUGUGAAAUGUGUCAGCUUGUUGGCUCCAGGACCUCAUGUGUUCUUACUGGUGCUGCAGAUCGGCCGCUUUACACAAGAGGAACAAGAUACCGUGAAAAUGAUCAAGGAGUUUUUUGGCAAGAAGUCAGAAGACUUCAUCAUUGUUUUAUUCACCAGAGGAGAUGACCUUAAAACCCAAACAAUUGAGAGAUACAUAGAAGAAAACCCUGCUGGCCCUUUAAAAAAACUGAUAACUGAAUGUGGAGGAAGAUAUCACGUCUUCAACAACAACGAUAGUGAAAAUCGCUCUCAAGUCAGCCAACUGCUGACCAAGGUUGAGUCAAUGGUCAGGGGAAAUGGUGGUGCCUACUACACCUCAGAUUUAUUUCAAGAAGUUGAGGCAGAAAUACAAAAGCAAACAGAGAAGAUCCUAAAGGAAAAGGAGCCAGAGAUACAGAGGGAGCUGAAGGAGUUGGAAAAAUGCUUUAAAAAAUCAAUACGAGAAAAGAAACUGGGAGGGCAAACAUCUAAACAAAGAGAGGAGAAACAGAACAAGAAAAGCAAAGAAAGGCUGCUGGCAAGUUGUUUUCAAGGCAAGCAGAAGACAUAA
Centropristis striata (black sea bass) is the source of this 2619-nucleotide messenger RNA. RefSeq names its product GTPase IMAP family member 8-like. Gene Ontology annotation, molecular function: GTP binding. The record is from RefSeq and is a predicted model, not a curated record. The transcript has 8 exons. NCBI's taxonomy places the organism in Eukaryota, Metazoa, Chordata, Actinopteri, Perciformes, Serranidae. The coding region runs from base 1 to 2619 and encodes 872 amino acids.